Molecule: messenger RNA, 772 nt
Organism: Rubroshorea leprosula
Lineage: Eukaryota; Viridiplantae; Streptophyta; Magnoliopsida; Malvales; Dipterocarpaceae
Source: the annotation of a GenBank genome assembly
UCAGAGCUUUCAUAAAUGAUGGUGGAAUGCUCCUUGUCACGGAGGUCAAAAACCCUAACAGAGCCAUCAGCAGAGACAGAGGCGAAGACGCCCACACCACCCCAGGCAAUAUCGUAAUCCUCUUUGUCAUGGGCAAUGAGCUGGGUGUCGACAGUCUCACGUUCAAUGUCCCAGAUGGUGCAGGUGGUGUCAAUGGAGGAGGUGCCGAUCCGCUUGGGCUCAGCUUCAUUCCAGUCGAAGGAGGUAAGAGGACCGCAAAACUCACUGUUUUUGUUACCAUUGAGGGUGGACUUGAGUUCGCCACGGGAGUGGUCAUCAGAAAUGCGCCAAAUCCGGAGGAAGUCGGAGGAGGUGGCGAGGAGGUCUGGCUUCUGGCAUUCUUUGUCAGGGAUGAAGAUGGUUUUGGUGGGAGGAUAGGGGUGUUCGAAGGCGAGGUUAGGGUCAGAGCGGAUCUCGCCGUUGGAGUCGUCAAGCUGGACAAUCUCGACACGGUUAGGGUAAUGCUCAAGGAGGCUGGCAAUAGAAAGGCGGUACUUUUUGUCACGGCGUACGCUCCAGUUCAUGGCGUAGAUGUGCCAGGGGGCUUCAUAGGUGUAUAUCUCGGAGCGUUUCUGCUGCUCGUCAGAGGCCUCAGGGUUGGGAUCGCUGCUGGCACCCAUUCCAAAUUCUUUCCAAUUCCCUGAAAUCUUAAAACCAAAGUGAAAUAGUCAAUUAGUACAAGAUUAGAUUAGAGUCUCUAAGGGAAACAGAACAAUCAAUCUGAAAAGCAAAA